This is a messenger RNA of Carlito syrichta (Philippine tarsier), 3775 nucleotides long. RefSeq names its product Rho/Rac guanine nucleotide exchange factor 18 (gene ARHGEF18). NCBI's taxonomy places the organism in Eukaryota, Metazoa, Chordata, Mammalia, Primates, Tarsiidae. The coding region runs from base 406 to 3693 and encodes 1095 amino acids. The transcript has 27 exons. Gene Ontology annotation, biological process: small GTPase-mediated signal transduction. Gene Ontology annotation, molecular function: guanyl-nucleotide exchange factor activity. The record is from RefSeq and is a predicted model, not a curated record.
AGCUCGGCGGGGUCCCAAGAUCUGUCGAGGCGGCGCAGCUGGGAGAGGUCACGGAGCUGCUCAGAAAGCUGGCAGAGGCUCAGCUUCGAUGCCUCGGCCGUGGACGAGGGACCCUGUCUCCCUCGGACACUGGCCAGCCUUGCUCUGAACCUGCCAGGAGGGGGACUGAAGACCUGGACCCAAAGGUGUCUGUCUGGGGGAGGGACCCCAGCAGAGCACCCAGGCAAGGAAUGUGACAGCCCUGAGAAAAAAGUGAGGUCACGGUCCGUUCCUGUGUCCUUCUGUGAGGUCAGCUCCCUGGAAAUCUCUCCAAGCUUGGAAGCACCUGCCUCACCCAUUCAAGGCCUAGAACCCCCAGUGCCAGAGUGUGUGGAAAAGGACCCUGUGGAACCAGAUCAUGUGCUAAUGGUCCAGCAAGUGCUUCAAGAACUUCGACAGUACCAUGGGGCUCGGCAGAGGGCUUGUAUGUCAGCCAGUCCCGGAGGAGCCCCCUCCAAUCUCACCUGGUUUGAGUUCCUGUCCGAGAGCGAGGACGGCGCUGGAAAGAACGAGAAGAAUGACAAGAGUACUGGAGUGAAGCGUAGGCUGAGCUGUCUCCGGAGUCGAGUCAUCAAACAGAAGGAGAAGGCAAAGAGCCCAGCACAUCUAAAGGACAAGGGCCAGGACACUCGAGAGAAGCGGGAGUGUGUCAACGGGCACCAGCUGGCACAAGGGACAUUUUGGGGCCACUCUGGCUGUCCCCUAUGUGGCAAACCCUUCCUGAACUCUGCCUCGCUCAAGGAGCAUCCCAGCGGCACCCUCGUGUCCGAUGGCAGCCCGGCCCUGUCCAGGAAUGUCGGCAUGACGGUCUCUCAGAAAGGAGGUCCCCAGCCAACACCGAGCCUGGCUGGCACUGGGACACGACUCGGACCAAUCACAGGAGAGAUGGAUGAAGCCGAUUCCGUGUUUUUAAAAUUUAAGCUGGCCGCUGAUGACUCUCUGUCACUCACAUCUUCCAAUGCUGAGUCCAUUUUUGUAGAAGAUCCCUAUACUGCCUCACUGAGGAACGAGAUCGAAUCGGACAGCCACGAGUUUGAGGCUGAGUCCUGGAGCCUGGCCGUGGACCCGGCCUAUGCCAAGAAACAAAAGAGGGAGGUGGUGAAAAGACAGGAUGUCCUUUAUGAGCUGAUGCAGACCGAGGCGCACCACGUGCGGACCCUCAAGAUCAUGCUGAAGGUGUACUCCAGGGCCCUGCAGGAGGAGCUGCAGUUCAGCAGCCAGGCCGUCAGCCGCCUCUUCCCCUGUGCCAACGACCUGCUGGAUAUGCACAGCCAGUUCCUCUCCCGGCUCAAGGAGCGCCGCCAGGAGUCCCUGGAGGAGGGCAGUGACCGGAACUAUGUCAUCCAGAAGAUUGGGGACCUCCUGGUACAGCAGUUUUCAGGUGAAAAUGGGGAGAGAAUGAAGGAAAAAUACGGUGUGUUUUGCAGCGGCCACAAUGAAGCAGUCAGCCAUUACAAGCUGCUUUUGCAGCAAAACAAGAAAUUUCAAAACUUGAUCAAGAAAAUCAGCAACUUCUCCAUUGUGAGGCGGCUCGGUGUGCAGGAGUGCAUCCUCCUGGUUACGCAGCGCAUCACCAAAUACCCCGUGCUGGUGGAGCGCAUCAUUCAGAACACGGAGGCUGACACCGAGGACUACGAAGACCUGACCCAGGCCCUGAACCUCAUCAAAGACAUCAUCUCACAAGUGGACACCAAGGUCAGUGAGUGUGAGAAGAGUCAGCGCCUCAGGGAGAUCACAGGGAAGAUGGACCUGAAGUCCUCCAGCAAACUCAAGAAUGGACUCACCUUCCGCAAGGAGGACAUGCUUCAGAGGCAACUCCAUCUGGAGGGCACACUGUGCUGGAAGACCACAUCAGGGCGCUUGAAAGAUGUUCUUGCUGUCCUGCUGACUGACGUGCUUUUGCUGCUACAAGAAAAGGAUCAGAAAUAUGUCUUUGCAUCAGUGGACUCGAAGCCACCUGUCAUCUCUCUCCAGAAGCUCAUCGUGAGGGAGGUGGCUAACGAGGAGAAAGCCAUGUUUCUGAUCAGCGCCUCCCUGCAAGGUCCCGAGAUGUACGAGAUCUACACCAGCUCCAAGGAGGACAGGAACGCUUGGAUGGCCCAUAUCCGGAGGGCUGUGGAGAGCUGCCCCGACGAGGAGGAAGUACCCUUCAGCGAGGCUGAAGAGGAGAAGAAGAUGGUCAACGCCCGCACCCAGAGACUCAGGGACUUCCGAGUGCGGUUGAACCUGAAAGACCAGCUGAUUGCACAGAGCCUUAUGGAGAAGCAGCAGAUCUAUCUGGAGAUGGCUGAGAUGAAUGGGCUCGAAGACAGUCCCCAGUCCCAAGUCCUCUUCCGCGGAGGGGACCCUUCCGAGACCCUGAAGGCAGAGCAGACUCUCAAGUUGGCCAUGAGCCAGAUCGAGGACAUCCAGGGCCUGAUCUGCAGGCGGCUGGGCAGUGCUGACGGCCAGGCGGAGGAUGGAGGAGGCUCUGCAGGCCUGCCCCGGAGGGCCGAGACCUUUGGAGGCUACGACAGCACCAACAGCCCCAGCAAGAAUGGCAGUUUCAAGAAGAAAAUCUGCGGCAAUGACCCCAGGCCCCAAGAUUGGCGAGGUCCCACAGACAGCUUGGACUUGAAGCUCAGUGACAACGACAUUCCUGGGAGCUCUGAGGAAUCACUGCAGGUGGAAGCACCCAGCGUGGAGUCUGGCCCCCGUCUGCCCACCAUCCUGGAGUCGGAGCUCAUCCAGCAGAUCCAGAAGCUGUCAGGGCUGCUCCUGCGCCUCCAGGCGGUCAUCGCCCAGCAGGACAGCUACGUGGAGACACAGCGGGCGGCCAUGCAGGAGCGGGAGAAGCAGUUCCGGCUGCAGUCGACGCGCGGGAACCUGCUGCUGGAGCAGGAGCGGCAGCGCAACUUCGAGAAACAGCGGGAGGAGCGCGCGGGCAUGGAGAAGCUGCAGAGCCAGCUGCGCCAGGAACAGCAGCGCUGGGAGCGCGAGCGCGAGCGCCUGGAGCUGCUGCGCCGCCUCAAGAAGCAGAACACGGCGCCCGGGGCACUGUCGCCAGACGCGCUGGAGGUGCAGCCCCCAAGCCACCCUCUCAGCUUCAACGGCGAAGGGCUGGAGGGGCCGCGGGUGAGCGUGCUGCUGUCUGGAGCCGGACCUGAGUACGCUGAGCGCCCCGAGGUGGCCCGUCGGGACAGUGCCCUGGGCGAGGGCCGGCUGGCCAAGAGUGACGUGCCCAUCCAGCUGCUCAGCACCACCAACCAGUUUCAGCGGCAGGCAGCCGUGCAGCAGCAGAUCCCCACCAAGCUGGCUGCCUCCACCAAGGGCAGCAAAGACAAAGGCAAGAGCAGAGGCUCCCAGCGCUGGGAGAGCUCAGCGUCUUUUGACCUGAAGCAGCAGUUGCUACUCAACAAGCGCGUGGGGAAGGAUGAGAGUAUCUCACGGAACCGCCGCUCCCUGAGCCCUGUCCUGCUCGGCAGCCACAGCCCUACGGCACCCCCCGACACCUGCUUCCCCAUCCCAAGUCCAGCCCCAGCUGAUGGCCCUCCUGAGGGCUUCUCCCUCAAGGCAGGGGGCCUGUCCUUCCCACCUGUGUCCCCCUCUCUGCUGCCGGCCACACCACUCGCCACCAAGGAGGAAGCUACCAAGGAGGAUGUCAUCUUCUUCUAAGAGGGCCGUAGCUCGAGGUGCAGACCCCUCCCUGCCCCGUCCACGCUCCAUACUCUCUGGGAUCCCCCGUGGGGUCACUGUG